Molecule: messenger RNA, 468 nt
Organism: Ochotona curzoniae (black-lipped pika)
Lineage: Eukaryota; Metazoa; Chordata; Mammalia; Lagomorpha; Ochotonidae
Gene: TMEM244
Product: transmembrane protein 244
Exons: 5
Coding region: 1-468 (155 amino acids)
Source: RefSeq, a predicted model, not a curated record
AUGAGGAUUACAGAGCACAGUGGUGGCUCGGCCUUCACAUUUGCUCACCGCUCAUUCAUGAAUCCGUCCACAGAAACCUACAACCUGCAGUCCUCAUUCACGGUUGUUUUGAAGAACCUCCUCAUUUGCGUCAUCCUGUUCUACGCUGUGUACUAUGCGUCUCUGAGCUUGUGCUGCCUGACACUCAAGCUCUAUGAGUUGGAUGUUCUGGCACCAUUUGACUUCAAAACAACUCCCUCAUGGCUCAACACAAAUUAUAGAGUUCUUUUAGUGUCCACAGAGGUUACCUACUUUGUGUGUGGAUUGCUUUUUGUUCUGGUUGUGGAGGAGUGGUUAUGGGAUUAUGCCAUUUCAGUAACUGUUCUUCAUGUUGCCAUCACAUCAGCUGUUAUGCUGGAAUUCCCCUGGACAUCACACUGGUGGGCUGCCUUAGGUAUAUUGGAAUUGUUCCGGUUUGGAUUUUUUUAA